This is a messenger RNA of Nelumbo nucifera (sacred lotus), 2365 nucleotides long. RefSeq lists its product as uncharacterized. Gene Ontology annotation, biological process: transcription initiation at RNA polymerase III promoter; DNA-templated transcription. Gene Ontology annotation, cellular component: RNA polymerase III complex. Lineage: Eukaryota; Viridiplantae; Streptophyta; Magnoliopsida; Proteales; Nelumbonaceae. The record is from RefSeq and is a predicted model, not a curated record.
GAUUCUAUAGAGUCAUGUUCUAUUGUCCGCUGGACUGAUGGAAGAAUGGGCGAAGAUGAUGGAGACGAACUGGGCUGGGUGGAGAAAUGUAAACAGACCAGUGCUCUCAACGGAACUGAUUCAACAUGAUGACAAUGCUUCCCAUGUUGCGCCCUGCAGAAAUGUAAACAGUCCAGUUGCGCCCUAGGUGGAGAAAUGGAGACGAACUGGGCUGGGUGGAGAAAUGUAAAUUUGAACAUUCGUUUUCCUUUUCGAUGACAAUGCUUCCCAAGGUUUUGUCCUUGACAUUUCUGCUACUUCCCACAGACCAGUGCUCUCAUCGUGUUCUGCAGAAUGUCAACAAUCUCCUUGCUUCGUCCACAGCUACGYAGCUGAGGAGUUGCAGAUUGAGAGAAAGAAUCCCUAUUCUUGGUUCUUCGGCUUAGGUAAAAAAAAUGAAAGCAGAGCCUGCGAAAGAAUCUGGAGACCAGUGCUCUCCUUGUGUUCUACAGAGUGUCAACAAUCUCCUUGCUUCGUCCACAGCAACGCAGCUGAGGAGUUGCAGAUUGAGAGGCAGAAUCCCUAAUCUUGGUUCUUUGGCUUAGGUAAAAAAUGAAAGCAGAGCCUGCGAAAGAAUCCAGAGACCAGUGCUCUCGUCGUGUUCUGCAGAAUGUCAGCAAUCUUGGAAGCUUGGUUAUCGACAUGGAUACAGAAGGGUCGGUUCUGACAAAGGUUGAUUCUACGAGUCUUGAAGUUAUCAACGGAGCAAGGAAUCGCCGGAGAAUGUGAUGUCCCUCAAACCGGUGGCAAAUUGGAAAUGUAUCAUUCAUCAUCAAGUGCUGAAGAUUAGAGAAGAAGAUUCACACCUCGGUGAGGACAUCGCUAAAGGUUUCAAGGAAAAGAUCGCUAUUCAAAAUUUGACUUCUCAAAUGGACAGAUUUAUUAUAGCGAGGCCCACCCUACCUUGUUCGUCACUUAGCGGCAAGACAGCCGUUCUUCAUUAAUUCAAGGUUCAAAAGUGAUCUGAUGCUAAGGACGAAGUUGGGUUCCCGCUCCUGGAAACAUGUCAAGGACAAAACCGGAUCUGAUACAGAGGAAAAUACAGAUGCGGUUAAUGAGGAAAAACACAGCAGCUGUAGGAAAAAUACAGAUGCGGUUAUAAGGGUAGUAUGAAGAUUAAAAUAUAUUGUAAUGGUGGAUUUCAACGGAAAGCCAAUGGGAAGGGGUUUUUGUCCUAUAAACAUAGUACAGAGGGUUUUUGUCGCAAAACAAAGUACAGGGAUCUUUGUCACAGACCCCAUAGUACGGGGGGUCUUUGUAAUUUACCCUUUAAAAUUUAUCUAUCUAAACUCUUAAGUACUAAGACAAGAAAAAAAGUUAAGUUUCGAUUGGAGAGGGAGGAGAACCGAACACCAGCUCGAGCCCCCAGCCCACCUCCAUCGCACCUCAGCUCCGGCAGCGGCAGGGUAUAAACAUUUACCUAUGUCACAAGCUAUUUGGUGCUUAACACACUCAGUUUGAAAUUUUAAUUUGGAGAAGGCUAGAUGUUCUUCCUUAGCUUGAUUGAGCAUACUUUGUGUUUGCCCCCUCAUCUACUUAACCUUCCUUUGGAUGAGGCAAUUAAGGGAGAACUUGAGACACUUUUCUUGGAUAAGGUUAUCCCGAAUUUGGGGCUUUGCAUCUCCAUUUAUGACAUUAGAGAUAUUAAAGAUGGCUUCAUCUAUCCUGGAGAUGGUGCUUCAACCUAUACGGUACAAUUCAGAUUGGUUAUGUUUCGGCCAUUUGUGGGAGAGAUUAUUGUUGGAAAGUUAAAAUCAUCUGAUGCCAAUGGUUUAAAGUUGUCUAUUAGUUUUUUUGAUGACAUCCACAUACCUGUCCAUCUUCUGCCAAAUCCAUCCAGUCUUAUGCCCAACCCAGAGAACAAGCAUCAAGGCGUAUGGUCAUGGGAAUUCCAAGAUGAACAAUACCCAAUAGAUGGAAAAGAUGAGAUUCGGUUCCGAGUUCAUAGUAUUAGUUAUCCUCCAAUCCCAAUUGAGCAAGAAAAGGAAGCAAAGCCAUUUGCUCCUAUGGUGAUCACUGGAUCACUUGAUUAUGAUGGUUUGGGUCCUAUUUCAUGGUGGGUAUAGGAGAACCUUGAAAUUUUUGAGCUGAUUAUGGUUGUCCAAGCUGAUUGUAUGACUUAAAAGAAAGUCAAGGUGAUUCAUUUUUUGUCACAAGUAAUUUCUCCUUGGCAAUGUAACAUGUAUGUCAAGUGGCUUUUGCUGCUCUCAUGAUUUUCUCAUUAUUUACCCAUAUUCUAACCUUACUUAUAUAAGAUUUUUGAAAGAGAAAUGUAUAAUCUGAAUUUAAGUGUAUAUUGGAAUUUAUUUAUCUUGCAAUUCUGAUA